GUGAACAUAGCACUAAGACUUAAAAGUUAAAACUAGUUGUUUAUGUUGGUCAUACGGGGAUGGCUCCACUUCAUUUCUUGUUCUUUUCCUUCUUGUUUUCUCUCAUUCUACUGAUUGUUACUGCUGGGAACCAUGAGAACUGUCCAAGCUCCUUUACUUGUGGAAAACUUGGGACUUUCCGGUACCCAUUCACCAAGGCAGAGCAUCCUGAGUGUGGGUUGUUACCAAUUCAAGGCUGCCUCCUCAAUGCUACUUCACCAAAAUUGAUCCAACUUGGCAACAAUAGCAAAAGCGUGAACCUUACUGCUGUAGUGGAGACCAAUAAGAUCAUUACAAUCUAUGAUGAUGGUUUCCACACAAGUUUGGAUCACAAUGAAUGUGAUACUUUGCACAAUAAUUACACCCUUCCUCCACCUUCUCCAUUUUUGUCUAUGUAUAUCAAGUACAAUGUAACUCUCUUCAAAUGCAAUCACAGCCUUAGUACCAAGCCCCCUUCCAAUUAUGUUAAUCUAGGAUGCCGCGCCUCCUACGGCUAUGAAAUCUAUUAUGAUAGAGAAAAUACCCAUCCUGAUCAAGAGGCUGCCGGAGUUUUUUCCGGCUGCUCGGUUGUCCAGUUUGCUUCAAAAGACUCCACCAAUACCAAAGACGUUUUGUCCUUCGUUUCUGCUGAGAUGGUUCUUGAAAUAGUAUUAUCUCAUGACUGUGAUGACUGCUUCAAUCACAGAGGAGGCCUUUGUAGACUUGACAACAAUAACCACUUUUACUGCCACUUAGAGCCCAAGAGCAACAAAGCCUUGAAGAUCGGACUCGGAAUAGGUUUAGGUGUUGGUGUCACCCUGCUAUGCAUUUUGAUCCUUGUAUACUUGUUUAGACGAAAACAUGCUCCUUCAGAUCUUCAAUACCAAUCAAGAAGCACACACAGUGACUUGAAUGAUCUCUCUAGAAAUGCAGACCCAGAAAGCGGAAGGGACUACUUUGGAGUCCCUCUCUUCUCUCACGAGGAGCUCAGUGAAGCUACAAAUAAUUUCCACCACUCCACCCAAGUUGGACAUGGAGGCUUUGGAACUGUUUACUAUGGAAAAUUGCGAGAUGGACGGGAAGUUGCUGUGAAGCGCCUCUAUGAUCACAACUACAGGAAAAUGAAACAGUUUAUGAACGAAAUUGAGAUCCUUACUGGCAUGCGCCACAGAAACCUUGUGUCCCUCUAUGGUUGCACCUCACGCCACAGUCGAGAAUUAUUGCUUGUGUAUGAGUAUGUUUCAAAUGGAACUGUUGCUGCUCAUCUCCAUGGUGAUUUAGCAAGGAGUGAAACACUGCCAUGGAACAUAAGGAUGAAGAUUGCCAUUGAGACUGCAAGUUCAUUGUCAUAUCUCCAUGCCUCUGACAUCAUUCAUCGUGAUGUUAAAACCAAUAACAUUCUCCUUGACAACCAUUUUUGUGUUAAGGUUGCAGAUUUCGGCCUUUCAAGACUCUUCCCCAGUGAUGUAACCCAUGUCUCCACAGCACCACAAGGGACUCCAGGCUAUGUUGACCCUGAAUAUUACCGCUGCUACCAGCUUACUAGCAAGAGUGAUGUUUAUAGUUUCGGAGUGGUGCUCGUUGAGCUUAUAUCUUCUAAGCCUGCUGUUGAUAUGGACAGGCAUAAGGAUGAGAUUAACUUGUCUGAUUUAGCCAUAAACAAGAUUCAAAACAGUGCAUUUAGCGAGCUGGUAGAUCCUUCUCUUGGUUUUGAUUUGGAUAGUGAGGUAAAGAGGAUGAUAGUUUCCGUGGCAGAAUUGGCUUUUCAGUGUUUGCAACGGGAUAGGGCAUUGAGGCCUUCCAUGGAUGAGGUUUUAAGGGCGCUGAUCAUUAUUGAAAGUGGGAAGAUUAAGGAUGAAGCUGAAGAGGUAGAGGCACAUGUACAUACACCACCAUCCCCGGAUUUGAUUGAUGCUGCUGAAAGAAUCAAGUAGAUCUAAUGUCAGCGGUUAAUAUGAGUUACAGAGGCAUAGCUUGUGGAUAUGUAUCAUGCUGAUUGCUUGACUGCAUUGUUACAUAUUCUUGGUCCCGUACAUAACACUCACUUUGAUGCUUCAUAUAUUUCGAGCAUACACUUUAUUUAAUUUGUUGUUUUUGUUGAUAAGAUGAUCGGAUUAUGUUGCAUCAUAUCAUUUCGAGUCUUUAUUAUUUGGCGCUUACCUUGCACAAUAUUUAACUAAUCAAAACCAGA
Arachis stenosperma is the source of this 2209-nucleotide messenger RNA. Its product is annotated as LEAF RUST 10 DISEASE-RESISTANCE LOCUS RECEPTOR-LIKE PROTEIN KINASE-like 1.1. Gene Ontology annotation, molecular function: protein kinase activity; ATP binding. The record is from RefSeq and is a predicted model, not a curated record. Bases 60 to 1952 code for a protein of 630 amino acids. Lineage: Eukaryota; Viridiplantae; Streptophyta; Magnoliopsida; Fabales; Fabaceae. The transcript is spliced from 4 exons. Gene Ontology annotation, biological process: protein phosphorylation.